Molecule: messenger RNA, 1867 nt
Organism: Solanum verrucosum
Lineage: Eukaryota; Viridiplantae; Streptophyta; Magnoliopsida; Solanales; Solanaceae
Product: probable glycosyltransferase At5g03795
Exons: 5
Coding region: 241-1833 (530 amino acids)
Molecular function (GO): glycosyltransferase activity
Source: RefSeq, a predicted model, not a curated record
UUUCCUUCUCUCUAUUUCUCCAGCUCUCCGACGUCGUAUUGCUGACCUCCAUUUGAUCUUUGUACACUAAAGAUCUUCAACUUUGAGCUGAAGAACAUGUUGGAGGUAUGGGGUGGCUGUUUUAGGCUUCCAAAUGAAUUGAAAUCCGAUGUUCAUCGUCAAUGUACAUAUCAUUUCAUUACCAAAGUUGGAUUUUUGUAGUAUAGGGAGGACUAAGGAGUACUAUAUUUGCCAAAAGAGAUGAGGAAAUUCUUGCGGCGAAUAAUUGUUGUUCUGUUCUUCAGAGUUAACUGGAAGAAACUCUUUGUUAUAGGCACUAUUUUAACAGUGUUUAGAGUUGUCUUUCAAAUUUAUAGCCUCCCUAAUCCUUUAACUGAAUGGAUUAGCUCUCCACCCUUGGAUGUUUCAUCUUACCAACGCCUAAUAAAUCACGGAAACAAAUCGAGGGAACUUGAACUUUCAGUAACAUCUGAUAACCAGUUGAAAAUGAGUAAGCAUUUGCCCGCGGUUGUUUCACUCAACUCUACAGCCAGAGCAAACCGAUUAAUGAGAGUUAUGGAAAGACGAGCAAGACUUCUGAGGCGUAGGAGACGCAAGAAGCAGGCACGUAUAGUAGAAAAGAUUGUUUAUCCGCCUCCACCUGUUGUGCCUGAUCACUUGCAAAGAUUUAUCGCGUCGUUGACACCAAAUGAGGCACUUGCAUAUGCUAGAAGGGAGAUUGAGCAAGCUCCUUUAGUCACCGAUGAUCCAGACUUGUUUGCUCCUCUUUUUAGGAAUAUUUCCAACUUUAAGAGGAGCUAUGAGAUGAUGGAACUUCUACUCAAAGUUUACAUUUACAAAGAAGGAGACAGGCCUAUUUUCCACGAACCUCAUCUUCUGGGAAUUUAUUCGUCUGAGGGAUGGUUCAUGAAAUUGAUGGAGGAAAAUCCCUACUUUGUCACUAGGGACCCUGAGAAGGCUCACCUAUUCUAUCUGCCAUAUAGUUCACGACAGUUGCAGAUGGCAGUUUAUGUGCCUGGCUCGCAUAAUCUUAGGCCGUUGUCAGAAUUCCUACGAGACUAUGUGAACAUGCUAGCUGCAAAGUAUCCCUUCUGGAAUCGUACACACGGAACAGAUCACUUUCUAGUUGCUUGCCAUGAUUGGGGGCCUUACAUUUUAAAGGAUCACGAGGAGUUAAUUCGAAACACUAUAAAAGCUCUCUGCAAUGCAGAUAUAUCAGAAGGAAUAUUUAAAGCUGGAAAGGAUGUUUCCCUUCCGGAGACCGCCAUAAGAAAUAUCGGUAAACCUCUAGUAAAUGUUGGUGGAAAAAGAGUGUCACAACGCCCUAUCCUCGCCUUUUUUGCUGGAAAUAUGCACGGACCAGUCCGUCCCAAACUCCUCAAGUACUGGAGUGACCGAGAUGAAGACAUGAAAAUUUACGGGCCUCUACCUACCAAAGUCUCAAGAAUAAUGUCUUAUCCUGACCACAUGAAAUCAAGCAAGUUCUGUCUUUGUCCAAUGGGUUUUGAAGUGAACAGUCCAAGGAUUGUCGAGGCAAUAUACUACGAGUGUGUACCAGUGAUCAUUGCUGAUAAUCUUGCCCUCCCAUUUGACGAAGUGCUCGAUUGGAGUGCUUUCUCAUUGAUAGUUUCUGAGGAAGAUAUUCCUAAGCUGAAGGAGAUUUUGUUAAGUAUACCUUUAAGACGUUAUCAGGUGAUGCAAAAUAACGUCAAGAGGGUGCAGAAGCAUUUUCAUUGGAACGCAAUGCCAUUUAGAUUUGAUCUCUUCCAUAUGAUUCUGCAUUCCAUUUGGUCUAGAAGGCUCAACCAGUUUCAAGAAUCACAGAUAUCAUAACCCCACUCGAGUUCAUCGUGCUUUCAACUUGCCC